This is a messenger RNA of Thalassophryne amazonica, 2958 nucleotides long. RefSeq names its product CAP-Gly domain-containing linker protein 4-like. The record is from RefSeq and is a predicted model, not a curated record. Lineage: Eukaryota; Metazoa; Chordata; Actinopteri; Batrachoidiformes; Batrachoididae. Gene Ontology annotation, molecular function: microtubule plus-end binding. Gene Ontology annotation, cellular component: cytoplasm; microtubule plus-end; nucleus. Gene Ontology annotation, biological process: cytoplasmic microtubule organization. The transcript has 15 exons. Bases 91 to 2250 code for a protein of 719 amino acids.
GAAGAAGAAGAAGAAGAAGAAGAAGAAGAAGAAGAAUGUAAAGCUCCUAACGAACCAAACGACCUCUGCGGUUUAAGGCCUCGAGGGGAGAUGACAAAGGAGGACAUCUCUGAGCCUGUGGAGGGCGACACUGUCUCCGGCUGCAUCAGUCGCCUUUCUUCCCAGCAGCACGGCUGCGGUCUGGGGCAGCAAGUCGUGCACCAGGUGGCGUCUGCGCCCAUGCCCAGUGAUUGUGAAUUCUCCUUCUUUGACCCCAGUGACCCUCAGUGCAGAGAGGUUCUCCUGGACCCCGGCACCACCAUACCAGAGCUGUUUGGUGUCCUCCGGCAGUGGGUCCCACAGGUGCAGAAGAACAUCGACCUCAUUGGCAAUGAGAUCCUAAAGAGAGGCUGCGGCGUGAACGAUCGAGACGGCCUGACUGAUAUGAGCCUCCUCCACUACUGCUGCAAGGCCGGGGCCUCAGGCAUCGGUGAUGCAGAGAAGGCAGCUAGAUUUGCUCACCAUCUCUUUGUGCUGGGAGCUGAUCCCAACCUGCGAUCACGCUGGACUAACAUGAGGGCCUUGCACUAUGCUGCGUACUUCGAUGUGCCCCAGCUCAUCCGGGUGGUCAUACAGGCCUCUCACUCUCGAGAGAUUGAUGCCACCUGCAGUGACUUUGACUUUGGCACUGCCCUGCACAUCGCUGCAUCCAACCUUUGCACUUCAGCUGUCAAAUGUCUGCUGGAGCUGGGAGCCAACCCUGCGUUCAGGAAUGACAAAGGGCAGUGUCCAGCAGAUGUGGUGCCCGAUCCCCUUGACAUGCCUUUGGAGAUGGCAGAUGCAGCCACUGUGUCUGAGGAGCUCCUGGCUUUGCUCAGAGAAGCUUUACCCAGACCCACCUCCCCCGCUCUCCUCACGCUGCAGGCUCACGUCCCUCCAGCUCUCUCAGAUAAGGCCCGGAUUCAGCUCUCCGCCAUGGGGAUCCGACUCGGUGACCGUGUGGUGAUAGCUGGUCAGAAGGUAGGCACCUUACGCUUCUGCGGCAGCACCGAGUUUUCCGGAGGCCUUUGGGCUGGAGUUGAACUUGACAAACCAGAAGGGAAGAAUGACGGUUCAGUCGCAGGGGUUCAGUAUUUCUGCUGUCAAAUCAAACACGGAAUCUUUGCUCCCCUCUCAAAGAUAAGCAAACCUUUGGAAAGGCGGAAAACUAUCCACACAAAAACGUCUACGCCUGCACGCCCUCCUCGUCUCGUUGACCUAUCCCGCAUCACCUCCAACAUCAACACAGGUGUCCUCUCUCGCUCCCUCUCCUCCUCCUCUUCUUCACUGGACUCACGUGGGCCGGGUGUUCGACCCCGCCCAUUGUCAAAGCAACGGCUUUUGGUCAGGAAGCGACGGGAACAGGUUUCCCUCAGUCCUCGGACCACACAGCCACCAGCCUUCCAUCCUUCUUCUGGCAGCACCACUAAAGGCCUUGGAAACAGAGUUCUCUCAACUAGCAACUCCGUGUGUGACGACCCAGAGGUGCGGCUGGGAGAGAGAGUCCUGGUGGUCGGUCAGAGAACUGGUAUAGUCCAAUUCUAUGGAAAGACCAGCUUUGCUCCAGGGAUGUGGCUGGGCGUCGAACUGGACAAGCCAAGCGGCAAGAAUGAUGGGUCAGUAGGAGGGGUGAGGUACUUCAGCUGCCCACCGAAACAUGGCGUCUUUGCCCCUCCCUCUCGUGUUCAAAGGAUCCACGGAUCUGUUGCUUGUCUCUCAGAGCUCUCCUCGUCACACCUUAAUCAUUCUUUUAGCGGGACAAUCCGUCGUAGUUUCAGCACAUCGCUGGCCAUCGCAGCCCCAAAGGAGACGAGCAGACGAAGCUCUGUCAGCAGAAGCCGUUCCACCGCUCACCGCCGGCGCUGGACUGGCAGCAGCGGCGGCGGCAUCUCUCACGGCACCGGAGGCUCCAGCCCCUCUCCGAGCUCUGAAGGUCAGGUGCGUCUCCACGUGGGCAUGCAGGUUCUGUUGAACAGCGCCAAUGAGAUGGCCUUUAUCCGGUACCUGGGAACAGCAGACUUUGCCCCGGGGCUGUGGCUCGGCCUGGAGCUACGAAGGCCAAUAGGCAAGAACGACGGCUCUGUGGGCGGCCGGCGGUAUUUCACCUGUCACCCAGGCUACGGCGUCCUAGUCCGUCCCAGCCGCAUCACUUAUCGUGGCAUCAAUGGCUCACGCUUGGUGAACGAAAGAGCUGAGGGCCAGAACAGAGUUGCACAGCUGAGCCGAGGCUGAAGGUGACCGCUUGCAGCUUUCUUCACUCUGUCUCCUCAAAGGAAACAUUUAAUAGUUGAACGGUCCAAUCCCCCGUUUAGUGUUUGAUGUGUGCUCCUCCAGAGGAGCUGUGACUUAGUCAUAAAACACUUAGUACUGCAGUUUGAAUCUAAAGCACUCAAUUUGUUUUUUAAAAGUAGAGUACAAAGAAAGCACUUUAUUAAAUUGACCUUAAAUGCUUAAAAUGUAGCAUAGCAGAGUAAAAAAACUGCUCUGUCUGUCAACUGAUUGUACUAAAAAACAUCAGUUAUAGAGCUGAAACUAAUCAAAGGGUUUUCUGAUAUAAAAAUAUUUCUACAUCUAAAGCUAAUUUUCACAUGGAGUAGAUUUUUUUUUUUCCAAUGAGGAAAUGGAUGUUGUAAUGGAGCCUUCUCUGAAACCAAACGUGUGUGUGUGUGUGUGUGUGUGUGUGUGUGUGUGUGUGUGUGUGUGUGUGUGUGUGUGUGUGUGAGAGAGAGACUCAGAAACAAGUGAGAGUCAUCAGUUUUUCUCAACAUGUGAUUUUCAAACAGUCAACAAGAAUUUCCCUGUGAGACACUCGACUGUGGCUCCUCAGUGGCUUAUCGUAAUAAUGAAUUACACUAUGUAACACAAUUUUUGUUCCUGGCUUCUAAGUGUUAUAUUUCAACUGCUUCCGUCUAAAGUCUAUGGAAAAAUGACUACAUUCAG